AUGAAUGACUCCAUUCGAGUCGGUUGUCAUAGCGAUCACAUUGACAUCGAUUUCAUCGAUCGAUCGGUCGGUGCCGUCAAAGAGACUGAUCCGACGGACAGACGGACGACAGACACCCGAUCGGUGAUCCGCGAAGACAUGGCGUGGAUAUCGGACGCCGUGUUGUUGUCGAUGACAACAGUGUUGUCGUAUAUGAACUCAUUUGAGGGCAACUUUGUCUUCGACGACGUGUCGGCGAUUGUCCACAACCGACACAUCCGUACGAACGAGACGUCCGUUUGGCCGGUGUUUGAGACCGACUACUGGGGGACAGACAUCACGUCAGAGCACAGCCACAAGUCGUACCGUCCGCUCACUGUUAUCACAUUCCGACUCAAUUAUCUGCUCAAUGGUCUUCAGCCCGAAGGCUAUCACGUGGUCAACGCUUUACUCCAUCUCAUUGUCGUUCAACUCUUUUAUCGUUUUUGUCUUCAAUUCCUUAACCACCGAAGAAUGGCGUUAAUCGCUUCCAUACUCUUCGCCGUUCAUCCGCUUAAGACCGAAGCCGUGUCCGGAGUGGUUGGUCGCGCGGAACUCCUGUCGACCACAUUCUUCCUCAUCUCAUUGAUGUCAUACAUGAAGCGACGCUACUUUGUGUUCAUAUGUGGUGUCAUUUGCGCCAUACUUAGCAAAGAGCAGGGGUUGACUGUUUUGGCCGUUUGUCUCGCGUACGAAGUGUCCAACUGUUUGUGCCGGACGUCGACUGUGAAGCGCUCAUUCCUCAUGAGUGUGUUUUUGAUUAUUUUUGGCUCAAUAUUAGCGGCCGUAAGGAUCGCCGUAAUGGGCGGCAAACAUAACCUCCCGGUGUUUACCAAGUUUGACAAUCCGGCCUCAUUUGAGUCCUACCCCUCCAGACAUCUCACUUACAAUUACUUAUUGCCAUUGAAUGCGUGGCUAUUGUUAUAUCCGUACCAUUUGUGCUGCGAUUGGACGAUGAGAUCGAUCGCUUUGAUCCGCGACUUCGAUGAUCCCAGAAAUGUGUGGACUCUUGUAUUUUACGCCACACUUAUAGCUCUAGUCAUUAGAUGUUUAUACAAUUUGUUUCGCCACCGAAGCGAUCGUUUAGUGAUAAUAUUGUCGUUAAUUAUCUUCCCAUUCAUUCCGGCGUCGAAUCUGUUCUUCGCGGUCGGCUUUGUGAUCGCCGAACGCACUCUAUAUAUACCGAGCACUGGCUUCUCAUUGCUGGUCGCCUACGGCUUCGUUAGGAUCGAGAAUCACUUCCAACGCCGACAUAUGCUUAAGAAGUGUCUGUUGAUUAUGUUUUCGGUGACCAUUGGUUUGUUUUGCCUCAAGACUCAGUUCCGGAACGACGACUGGAGCGACGAGUUGUCACUCUUCUCGUCGGCCAUUAAAGUGAACGCAAAUAACGCCAAACUAUACAACAAUGUCGGACACCAUUACGAAAAGCUGAAAGACUUUGACACAGCGUUACAGUACUUCCAGAAGGCGUCCGAACUGCAGGCCGACGACUUGGGCUCUCAGAUCAAUAUCGCCCGAACUCUCAUCAAUUUGGGUCAACACUCCAGUGCCGAACGCAUGCUCUGGAAACUCAAACCCAAAGUCAAACUCUCGGCCAUUAAUAACCGAAUUAUUCCCAAUUAUCUCAAUCUGUGGAUCAAUUUGGCGAACAUUAUCGUCAAGAAUGAGACCAGACUUUCGGAGGCGGAAAAUUUAUACAAAGAGCUAAUAGGGAUGCGUUCGGACUUCGUUGAGGCCUAUAUUAAUUUGGGAGACAUUCUUAUACGUCAGUCCAAACUGACCGAAGCGGUCGACGUUUACCGCAGAGGCCUAUCGUUGGCCCAAACGGACAGAAGAGCCGAUUUGUACUUUAAUUUAGGUGUCGUUCACUCAAUGCUAUUGAAGGCAAACGCCGAUGAAAUGGACAGCAAUCGGACCGAAAACGUGUUAUUAAUCGCCGAAUACUUCCAGAAUUCAACGCUAUUUAAUAGCAAUCAUAAGGAAUCGAUCGUCAAUUUGGCGAUUCUUCUGCAACAAUACGAACCAAUUCUGCGUCCAUUCAAAGAAACAUUGAUCCGCACAAUGAAGAGCUAUUCGGGCGCCGAUCCGGAACUCGUGUACUUCAAUCUGGCGCUACUCCUGUCCGACGCGGGCGACAACCGGUCGGCCAUUCAUUAUCUGAAGCGAGCGAUUGAGUUGAGGUCCGACUUCAGGAGCGCUUUAUUCAAUUUGGCGCUCAUUUUGAUGGAAACUCACGACUAUAUGGAAGCGCAACACUAUUUGAAUCAAUUGAUUCAUUUCUAUCCCAAUCACACCAAAAGUCUUCUCCUCAUUGGAAACCUUUAUGUCAAUCAUUUGAAUGAUUUCGCAAACGCCGAAAGAAGCUAUUUGGAAGUGUUGCGACACAAUAAGUCGGAUAACGAGGCGUUUCACAACUUGUGUGUCGUUUACCACAAGCAGAACAAGACUCAAGAGGCCAAUGAGUGCUUCACUCAGUUUAAGACACAGACAAACGUCAAGAUUGCCGAACAAUGAGCUCAAGAGUUGGGAAAUGACAUCACAUUCAACACAUUCUCGCCGAUAACUUCUUCAUCUAUUGAUCAGUGAUUUAUAUGGUUUACGCGUGAUAUCAAUGAAUUGUUAGACUAAUCACCUCCGCCGCCAUCACCUCCGCCACCACCACCUCCUCCCCCAUCACC
Molecule: messenger RNA, 2696 nt
Organism: Medioppia subpectinata
Lineage: Eukaryota; Metazoa; Arthropoda; Arachnida; Sarcoptiformes; Oppiidae
Source: the annotation of a GenBank genome assembly